UUUUACCGGAGUUGAUGUUAACCCCUUUAUUUUGAAUUGCAAGAGUCAACGAGUGAUAUUAAAAAUGUCGACUACAAAACUUCAAAAAAAACGUAUUGCCACAAGCUGUAUCACCUUGCCAUUAAAGAAAGAAGUGCUAGAAGAAAUUGUUGAUAAGGCGAAAGAUUGGGCAUUAAUGCAUGGAGCUGCUAUGCGUUCAAGAACAAAAUAUGAACACGAUACUUUAACACUAGCUCCAUUUAUAUUAUUACCUUCACCGUUACCAAAAUCGGAAUUUGAGAAGGCAGUUGCAAUACAACCAACGUUAAAUGAGUUAAUGCAUAAAGUUGCACACGAUUAUGACUUUUUAAAGGAAUCGUUAAAAGAUACAAUUGAAGUGGAUGAUUUUACGAAAAAUCUGUUUGAUAUUUAUGAAAUAAUUCAUUCAGAAGGUGCUGCACAGUUAUUAUCAUUGGGCUUGAUAAGGUCUGAUUUGAUGCUAGAAUCUGUAUGUCCAAACGUGGAUGAUAUCAGUAAUUUACAAUUAGAUGAUUUAGAGCAGUCAGACGAUAAUCAUUUUCGAACAUAUUGUUGUUGGAAACAAGUCGAAAUUAAUACGAUCGCGUCUGGUUUCGGAUGGCUUGGCCCAAUUUCUGCUGCUAUCCAGAGGUUUGUGUUAUCGGAAUUAGGUUAUUAUGAAAAAUUAAAAAAUUUACCCGACAAUAAUGCACUUAGUGGCCUAUGUCAAGGAAUGAUUAAAGCAUGGGAAUUGUAUAAUACUAAAUCUGCUGUAAUUAUGUUCCUUGUUGAAGAUGUAACAUACAAUAUUUGUGAUCAACGAUUUCAUGAAUUCGAAAUUCAUCGAUUAAAUCGUGAUAUUAAAGUAAUACGGCGUACUUUAACUCAGGUUGCAAAUAAUGCAAAAUUGGGACCAAACAAACAAUUAUUAAUAGAUGGUUGUGAGGUAGCAGUUAUAUAUUUCCGGGCAGGAUAUGAACCUGGCCAUUAUCAUUCACAAAAGGAAUGGGAUGCCCGAUUAUUAAUGGAACGUUCAUUGGCUAUUAAAUGCCCUUCAAUACAUUAUCAUUUAGCGGGUACUAAAAAAGUUCAACAAGCAUUAGCACGACCGAACACAUUGGAUAAAUAUUUAAAAACACCGGAAGCAAUUGCAUCUGUUAAUGAAAUAUUUACUGGUUUAUAUUCAUUAGAUUUUGAUGAAUAUGGUGAACGUGCUAUUAAAAUGGCAAUGGAAAAUCCUGAAAGAUAUGUUUUAAAACCACAACGUGAAGGUGGUGGCAAUAACGUCUAUGGAAAUGAUAUUCGUGAUGUUUUAUUGAAAAUGAAAGAUACUCCUGAACGUACAGCAUGGAUUUUAAUGGAUAAAAUCAAUCCUCCGUUUACACAAGGCUACAUGAUACGUCCAAAUAAUCCUGGUCUACCAGAAAUUGUUGAUUUAGUUUCUGAAUUAGGAAUAUUUGGUGCUAUUAUCGGUAAUGCUGACACGAUAUUAUAUAACAAACAACUUGGUCAUAUGUUACGAACAAAAUUAUCAACAUCAAAUGAAGGUGGAGUAGCGGUUGGUAUUGGUGCCUUAGAUAGUCCGUAUUUAAUUGAUGAUAUGGAUUGAGUGAGUUUUAUUCUUUUUUU
Chrysoperla carnea is the source of this 1626-nucleotide messenger RNA. Its product is annotated as glutathione synthetase-like. NCBI's taxonomy places the organism in Eukaryota, Metazoa, Arthropoda, Insecta, Neuroptera, Chrysopidae. Gene Ontology annotation, molecular function: glutathione binding; glutathione synthase activity; ATP binding. Bases 65 to 1606 code for a protein of 513 amino acids. Gene Ontology annotation, biological process: glutathione biosynthetic process. The record is from RefSeq and is a predicted model, not a curated record. Gene Ontology annotation, cellular component: cytosol. The transcript has 8 exons.